CAGGGCUGAGCCUGGUCAGUACCUGGAUGGGAGACCUCCUGGGAAAACUAGGUUGCUGUUGGAAGAGGUGUUAGUGAGGCCAGCAGGGGGUGCUCACCCUGCAGUCUGUGUGGGUCCUAAUGCCCCAGUAUAGUGACGGGGACACUAUACUGUAAAAAAAGCACCGUCUUUCGGAUGAGACGUUAAACCGAGGUCCUGACUCUCUGUGGUCAUUAAAAAUCCCAUGACACUCAUCGUAAAGAGUAGGGCUGUAACCCCGGUGUCCUGGCCAAAUUCCCUCCACUGGCCCUUGUCUAUCAUGGCUUCCCAAUAAUCCCCAUCCACUUGAUUGGCUCUAUGACACUCUCUCCUCUCCACCUGUAGCUGGUGUGUGGUGAGCGCACUGGCGCCGUUGUCCUGUGGCUGCCGUCGCAUCAUCCAAGUGGAUGCUGCACACUGGUGGUGGUUGAGGAGAGACCCCCCACAUGAUUGUAAAGCGCUUUGGGUGUAUUGCAAUACACAUUAAAGCGCUAUAUAAAUGCCUCAUUCAUUCAUUCAUUCACUGUUCUCUGCAGUACAAUGCAGUGGUCAUUCCCUGAUUGGUGAGCAUUUCUCCAACACAAGGCAUUUUUUUCACCAAUUCAACCGAUUUGUACAUAGUAAAAUAGUUUCGCAGUGAAGCGUCAUGGCUUCAAAUUAUGAUUUUUUGCGGAGAAUAUUUUUCAGACCAUCAGCGAAUACCAACAAACAAUUUGUUCAUUGGUUGAUGCAAAAAGGGUUAUUGCGGAAAUUCAUGUACUGCCCAUCAUGCCACCACAUCAUGAAAUUCAGGGGCUUCUACAACAAAAAGGAAGCGGCAUGGGUGUGUCGAGAUAAAUGCCACAGUAAAUCAUACAGCAAGAGCAUCCGAAGUGGCUCAAUAUUUUCCAAGUCUCAUCUCAGCCUCCAGACAUGGAUGCAUUUUAUUUACAGAUUUUCACAAGGACUCAGGUUGAGGCAAGUGGACCUGUUACAGGAAGGCAUCACUGGAAGCUCUUCCACACUGACUAAACUCGCUUAUCGUCUGCGUGGAGUCUGCAAAUCUGCAAUUAAAAGAAUGAAGAGAAGAGGUGACCUGAAAAUUGGAAAAAGACACGAAAUAGUUUUCAUUGAUGAGAGCAAAUUUGGCCACAAAAGAAAGUACAACCGAGGAAGACAGAGCAACAGGGCAUCGUGGGUGUUUGGAAUGCUUGGGGUCAAAGAGGAGUGCAGAAGACCCAUUCUGAGAGUUGUCAAUCAGCGUUCAACUCAACACCUAAUGCCAAUUCUCCAGAAGCAUGUUAGACAAGGAAGCACUGUUGUGUCAGAUGGGUGGAGAGCCUAUAACUGUCUCAGAGAUGCUGGAUAUAACCAUCUAACUGUGAACCAUAAAGAGGUAUUUGUUGAUCCUCAGACAGGUGCUCACACACAAAACAUUGAGAGAUUCUGGGGAGUCUGCAAGUCAACAGUGUGGAGAUUUAGGGGGAACCGCACAGAAAGCAGGCUCAAAGACCACUUAAAAGUAAUCGAGUGGACCUACUGGCGUGGUGACAAACAUAAAAAUGGUCCCCUGGGUAUGAUUUUGCAUGACAUUAGAAGGAAAUAUCCUGUGUGAAAAAAUGCAGAUGUUUGGUUUAUUCAUUGACCAUCAUCAUUUCUGUUAAAAGCAAAUGUGUCAAUUACAUGUUUGAAAAUUAACUGUCUCAUUUGUAAGAUGUGUCUCUUUUGUAGUUUGUUCUCUUGUUGAACCCUAAAACAAUAAAGACAUAAUUCUUCACUGCAAUAUUUCAUGUCUCUUUUCUUAUUGGAAAACAGCAAAUGCUUACUUUAGAAUA
Messenger RNA from Onychostoma macrolepis, 1832 nucleotides. RefSeq lists its product as uncharacterized. NCBI's taxonomy places the organism in Eukaryota, Metazoa, Chordata, Actinopteri, Cypriniformes, Cyprinidae. The transcript has 4 exons. The coding region runs from base 665 to 1612 and encodes 315 amino acids. The record is from RefSeq and is a predicted model, not a curated record.